UGAAUACCAUUAGAGAUCAAGAUUUCACAAAUUGUAAAGAUAGUGAUGGAAACACUAUCUUACACUUGGCAGUAGCUAAUAAACAAGUUGAGACAGUUAACUUUUUGCUUAUGGAGUCUGCAACAGAAGUUAAUGCUCAGAAUCUUCGUGGAAUGACAGCAAUGGAUGUUUUGAUCCGUAGUCGAACAGAUUUGAGGGAUGAAGAAAUUGAAGAAUCUCUGAAACGUGUUGGAGCAUUUGCAUCAAUGGAAAACAAUUCAUUAGUCCAAAUUAAUCAUAACAUAACUAGUCCAGGCUCGAAUUUGUCCUAUGAACACCGAGAUUUGUCCUCAAAUGUGAAAAAGAAUGGUAGAGAAAAGAUGAUUAAACAGAAAGAUGGUUGGUUGGAGAAAAGACGAAGUGCAAUAAUGGUAAUGGCUUCUUUGAGUGCAACCAUGGCAUUUCAAGUUGGAAUCAACCCUCCGAGUGGAGUAUGGCAGGAUAAUUAUAAGGUUGACUCACAAGGUCAUACUAUAUCAGUAUCCGAUUCUCACAAGGCCGGAGAAUCCAUUUUCGCUCAUAAUCAUCCAGAGCAUUAUAGACAGUUCUUGAUUGUUAAUACAACAGGACUCAUUGCAUCACUCAGUAUCAUAUUAUUGUUGAUGAGUGGUUUACCUCUAAAGAGGGGAAUAUCUAUGUGUAUUUUGAUGGUGAUCGCUUGGAUUGCAGUUACAACAGUUGCAGUGACUUAUCUCUUUUCAAUAUCCGUUAUAACACCAGAGAAAGAGAGAGAAAAACAAACAAUUAUAAUUUUGAUUGGGUUAUCAGUUUAUAUAUGGCUUGGCCUCGCGGUUCUCCUACUCAUUGGAGACACGAUUCGAUUGGGUUAUCAAGCUGGUACGAAAGUUAAUAAAAUGUUUGAGCCCGAAAGAAAGGAUUCAGGUUCGGGAAUUACAAGUCAUAGCACUGUUUAAGGUGUUGUUAAGUUAUGUCUAGUAAGUUGGAGUAUGAUGUUGAAUGCUUCUAAAAUUGAAAUAAAAAAUAAAGUCCUGCUUAUUGUAGUUUCUGAUCAUGUUCUAUACUAUAAAUAGGAAAAUGCCUUGAAUGCUUGCACUAUAAAUAUUUAUUGUAUGACGAUGUUGUAAUUUUGUUCC
Messenger RNA from Olea europaea var. sylvestris, 1133 nucleotides. RefSeq lists its product as uncharacterized. The coding region runs from base 111 to 953 and encodes 280 amino acids. The transcript is spliced from 2 exons. NCBI's taxonomy places the organism in Eukaryota, Viridiplantae, Streptophyta, Magnoliopsida, Lamiales, Oleaceae. The record is from RefSeq and is a predicted model, not a curated record.